UUCACAGUUGUGGAAAUAAUUUGCCUGAUAGCACGAAUGAAACAGCACACUCCCCAUGAAAGUCAGACACUUUUAGAAAAGAAAUGGCCUUCAAGAAGAUAUUUCUGUGGUGCAUCAGUGUCCUCUUACCAUUACUUGCCACAGCUGAAGGGCUAUCUACAAAUUCUCAUGGACCAUGCGUCUUCCCCUUCAUCUACAAUGGAAAGUCCUACUCAUCGUGCACAACAGCUGGGACAGUAGGUGGAAAGCUUUGGUGCUCCCUCACUAGCAACUAUGAUGUAGAUCCCAGAUGGACUUACUGUGACCCCUCAGUAUUUCAGGUCUAAUGUCUAAGAAAUGGAAGGUGAUUCCGAAUCUGACCAGGAGCCUUAACUUGCCUAGAACUCAUCAGUGGCCAUACGUAAAUCAUCACACAGUGUAAUAUGUCAUGUGUUGUUGUUCAUCUGAGGUUGAAUUGACCUAAUUUUCAGAUUUGCUAAGGAUGAAAAGAUUUUUGCUAUGUCCUGAUAUGUAAAACCAUAGAAUUCAAAGAGGGCAUACUUUCUUUUUCACAUCAUAAUAUUAAAGACAGCCAGACAAACAGGUAAGUGGGUGCUUAAUCAAAAAUGGGUAACCUGAACCUAUUGUACCAGGCACAUAUAAUGGAAAUACAGAAAUGACUAGAACAGAUCUAUUGCUAGGAAAAUGGGGUGGACCAAUAAACAAAGAGGAAGAUCUAACAUUAGAUGAGUUGAUUCUAUAAAGAAAGCCACAGCUGUUAGUUUGCAAGAUCUCAGCAGAACUUAAUGGAAAAGACAAUAUUGCUUGGAAGGGGCCUGGCAACAGGAAGAGAGACCAAUCUAAUGUGAGUUACUGUUGAGUUGCAAGAUCUCAACAGAUCUCUUAGUGACAGGACAUCUUGGAAGUCACUAACUCAUACAGAGUGAAAAAGGUGGAUGGAAACAGUUAAUUGGCCACCCUUCUGUCUCCCCAACCUUCCCCCCAAUGUUCUCCCCUCAUGCUGCAGAUGUCCUUGGCUGCAGUUGCUACUGUAUCCUAACUCCUGAGUAAACUGGGUAAGAUUACUCCUGAGUAAACCUUACUUUAAGGUCAUUCACUUUAAGAUCCUCCACAAAGGAAAAAAAACAGUAAUUUCAGAGUGAUCGUCUGAAUAUUAUUACCUAAUUUUUAAAAUAUCUUUUUUUCACAGGUUGGAGUUAAAAAUGUUUGUCCAGGAAGGAGUUAAAUAUUUUAUUUCACACUGAAAGAAGCUUUAUCCCUAGGUAUGCAAACUUUGUGUUAUCAGGAGGGCUUCCCCCGGUAGGUCCAGUCUACUCCCCGGGAACGGCUGGUAGACCGCCCCCCCCAGGGCUUCCCCGCCGCCAU
Messenger RNA from Pogona vitticeps (central bearded dragon), 1365 nucleotides. The record is from RefSeq and is a predicted model, not a curated record. Lineage: Eukaryota; Metazoa; Chordata; Lepidosauria; Squamata; Agamidae.